AUGAGUGUUUACUCAGUGUUCCCAAACCAAAACAUGGGUUCACUCAUGAGAGAGCUCCUUUUUAUCUGGACAAUUCUGACUUUCUUCUCAUCUAAAACAUCGGGUCUAACAUGCAGCAGUAUUUUGACAAACUGCUGUUCAGACUCCAACCAGUCCUGCUUCCAGGUCUCGCCUUACUCCAGCUCCAUGCUGGGAGGAAGAGCGCUUAGGAUCCUGGGUUUGACUCUUCCUCCUGAUGGGCGACUUCUCUGCAGAUUCAAGGGUGAAAUUGAACAACAGGGGAUUAUUGAUGAGGAAGGUCAUCCGUACUGCAUAUCUCCUCUGUUGUACGAGACGGGCUGGAUAUCGUUUGAUGUCUCGACAGAUGGUACAAAUUUCAACAGAUCUGGAAAGUAUCUGUCAGUCCAUCCCAGUAAAGCAGAUCCCUCAUUUGAAGUCACCCUUGUGAAUUCAACACUGUGGCAGAACUAUGGCACUCCGAACAUGGCCGGGCAGCUGAGGAUGACCUGGAACAUCUCUUUAAUCGAAUCCGAAACAGUCAAUGUAGAGCUGUGGGGUUACAGAGAGGUCAGCAGGAGCACUGCAGGGUCGUCCUCUCUGAAGGCAGAGAUUAGUUACCUCUACUCUCUCGGCAGGAAUAUUUCCAACACAGGUGACUUCAGCUUCUUUCCUCAACCCAGAGAAAAGUUUUCCAUGUGGGAAGUGGGGAAUAUUCGAAUCACUGCCAGUUCUACAUCAGAGGGAGAAAGGAAUGUCCAGUCCCUGUGGAGUGGAGGCCAUGUUCUGGCCUGGCACCUGGAGCAGUCCUUCAGAGACAAUUCGUCAGCCUGGGCUCACAGGAAGUGUCUGCAGUGGGACGACCAGGAGAGGAAGCUGCCUGACUUCCUGGACGAGCUCAUCGACUGUCCCUGUUCUCUGGCUCAGGCCCGCGCAGACACAGGAAGGUUUCAUACUGAUUACAGCUGUAACAUGGAGACAGGCAGUGUUUGUACGUACCACCCUGGUAGUGUCCACUGUGUCAGAGCCAUUCAGGCCAGUUCAAGUCACGGAUCAGGGCAGCAGUGUUGCUAUGACAACACAGGUGCUCUGGUCCUGACAGGGGACUCGGUUGGUGGCAGCACCCCGGACCGUGCUCAUGACCGGGGCUCACCGCCGUACCGGGAGCCCCCUCGGGUUCCUGGGUUCUCCCACUGGCUGUACGACGUGGCGAGCUUCUGCUACUGCUGCCUGUGGAGCGACCUCUGCCACGUCUACCUGAACCAUCGGCCUUCCAGCGGAUGUCGCAGAUACCAGCCACCCAAAGCAGGUGUUGUCUUUGGAAAUCUGCAUUUUAUAACGUUUGACAGCCUCAGUUACACCUUCAGCGGCAGAGGAGAAUAUUACCUGUUGCUGUCAACAGACAAAAACCUGAGUGUUCAGGCCAGGACAGAGCAACUGAAACUUAAGAAUGGGACCUUAGUCAAAGCUGCCCAGCUGUCAUCAGUGGCCAUGAAGGAGAACUCCUCUGACGUCAUCGAGGUACGAACUGCUGGCGACCAUCUUCAGGCGCUGAGGAACCAGAAGAUUUUGCCUUUUACUGAGCAAAGAUGGAUGGAUCUGCAAGGUGUUUUUGUAUUUGCUCCCAGUCCUCAGAAUGUGACAGUAAUUUUCUCCUCUGGUGCUGCUGUGGAGCUCCGUCUGCAUGAAGGCGCCAUGACGGCUACCGUCCUGCUUCCAGUGGAGUUUUCCAACCACAGCCUGGGUCUCCUCGGUCGGAUGAACUCUGAUCCAUCCGACGACUUAACGACCCGAUCUGGAGAGGUCAUACCAGCUAACGCCACGCAGGAGGAAAUCUUUACCUUUGGAGCUGGAUGGAACAUAUCAAACAUGUCUUCCCUUUUCACCUAUGACUCCCACUACCUUUUGGAUUCAUACUUUUUUCCAUUAAGCCACGACCCUGCUUUUGUUCCGGCCUUUUCUCUGCCUCUGAAACCUGAUGACCCCUUGGCAGCAGACAUGUUGUCGAUGUGUUUGGGAGAAGGGGCGCAGUUCUGUAUACAUGAUACCCUUAUCUCUCGGAGCCUGGCGGUGGGAAACGCCACACUCAGGGCCCAUCAACAUCAUCAGGCCUUAAUGGAAGCCCUGAAGCCAGUGGUGUCAUGUGGCUGGCUUCCCACACCCAGGAAUGGGAAGAAGAAUGGGACACAUUACCUGGAGGGGAAAACCCUGAGCUUCACCUGCAAUGAAGGCUACAUACUGUACAGGUCAACAGAGCGCACCUGUCUGCAGGAGGGGACAUGGACAGGGGAGCAGCCCUACUGUAUUACAGAUGAUAAAGUGGGGUUCUUUCUUGGGGCUUUUGGAUCCUUCUCAGCACUGGUCACCAUGGUAAUAAUAAUAAAACUACACAACAGAAAGCAAAGCAGAGAGAGAAAAGAGGAACCUCUGGAGAUGGUGACCCAAGCACAGACCUGAUUAACCUUCAAAGCCCUCUUGGAUUACGACGGAUCGUUCUGUUUUGAACUCAGCAUUUGGAACUAACAUGAAACUCAUUUGCCCAUUUGGAUGCUGUUGUUUUUUUGUUCUUUUGACCCGUUGAUGUUAUCAGAAAAGCCUGAGGCAUUAACUUUCAGGCAUGCUGCUCGUUUUCUCCCAUGUUUAGUCUGGAGAAACUCCAGGUUGUGGCAAAUGGUGCGUGGGGUGACAACUGUGGCAACCAAAGUGAGGAGAAAAACAACAAGAGAAAAAAAGUUUUCAUAUCACAGAUUUGCAUGGCCAAACGGUUGAUUUUGUCAAGAAAGAAAGUUGUAUAAAUACUACAAGGCGAUAUCAUCUUCACCAUCAACACUCCUUUCUCCCUGCUGGUUUAAAAUGGGACCAGAUGUGUUCUUGCUCAUGUCAACUGUGAAGCGAACCCGAUCGUUUUUCGGUUGAACAACUUUGAACUUGUACACAGGGUUUGUGUGGCCUCAAAUGCUUCAGUCAAAUGAAGAGUUUUGCUGAGUGACUGAGGGAGGGAGAGAAAAAAAAACUCCAGUGUUACAUAAAGGUCAGCCCUUUACACCGUAUCGACACUUUGUUUGUGAAUCUUUGUUCUGUUUCAUAUUUGCAUGAAGAUAAUGAUGGAGCGAAAGUUUCUAUAAACACUUGAAAACAGCAAGGCAAUAAAUAAUACUGUGUUUGACA
Messenger RNA from Poecilia reticulata (guppy), 3165 nucleotides. RefSeq names its product sushi domain containing 2 (gene susd2). The record is from RefSeq and is a predicted model, not a curated record. NCBI's taxonomy places the organism in Eukaryota, Metazoa, Chordata, Actinopteri, Cyprinodontiformes, Poeciliidae.